This is a messenger RNA of Phoenix dactylifera (date palm), 2572 nucleotides long. The record is from RefSeq and is a predicted model, not a curated record. Lineage: Eukaryota; Viridiplantae; Streptophyta; Magnoliopsida; Arecales; Arecaceae.
AGCUCAAGGUCAGCUUGCGCAACUUUCCUGUAUUUCUGGGACCGUUGAUUUCCAUAACAGACUCGGUGCUGCAAUCUCUGAAGGUAACGUGGGAGACUCGGUAUUCGACGGAAUUACUUUUUGGUGUCGUCGUGGCACGGCAUGGACCUGUGCCUCCGCCGUUUGUCCUUUUUAAUUGGCCGGUGGAACGGAUGAGAUGCACCGAGCGAGUGUGGCACUUUUUUUGCCAAGACUGCUUCCAUUGAAUGCCUCAUAUCUGGUGGGGCCGCUUCACCUUCACUACCGGACGGCCUUGAUCGUGGAACCAUCAAAAGCAUCAUUUACUUCCAACUCUCAUGAUCCAUGUGCUACUAUGGUAUGGAUGCGGUUUUAUGAAUCGGAUGCCAUCGAUGCUGUGGGAGCCCUUCAUGCAACAGCUGAGCUGUGCCCCACGUAUUUUGGUCCUCUCUUCCCUAAUCAUCAUCACCGGUCUCCUGGUCUCCUUCCGUAUUGGUAUCCGACCUAAAACAAAAAUAAAUAAAUAAAUAAAAAUGGUAACGUUUGAGGUGUCAGCGUACUUCUUUUGUUUUUUUAUCCUCCUAAUCUUUUUCCUCGGUUUGGCCCACCAAGCGGGCAAGCAGCUGUUCGCCUCACGUCGCCUGCAUCCGAUCUCGAUCGGACGGCCACUGUCUGCGUGGCCACCUAUUGUUCCUCCGGCGCCAGUCAUUCUAGCGUGCAGAGGCGCUACUCUGGGUUCUCAUUGGCCCGUGCCUCGAUCUGUACAGCCGACGGUCGCAUAAUCCAAUCCGUGCACUCUAUAGUCAAAGGGACUUCGCCGCCCCUCAUCAUCACCAUCCGUCUCCCAUCUCCCGAGUCCUUCUGCACGACACGUCAGCGGCAAACCGAUGGCAUCAUCAUCAUCUUUGCUCGUACCAAGGGUUUCCUCCGUUUUGGCGUCUUCCGCAUUUAGCACAGGGGGCACGAAAUAGAAGGGGAAGAGCUCACAAAUAAUAAUGAAAUAUUAGAUCUUCGGGAGUUGAGGCUUGAGAGGGGAGAAGAGGGACAAAGGGGGGACGACUGAGUGGAUCGAAUCCUCGGCGGUUGCUGUUGCUGUCGCUGCUGCCUUUGCCUCUUAGGGUUUUUUUUGGGGGAUCCGAAGAGGAAGAGAUGGAUGCGGGAGUCCAGCCCUCGGACACCGACAUGGCGGAGGCGGGCCCGCCCCCCCAGCGGGCUGCAGCGCCGGCAGCGGCAGCUGCAGCGACGCCUCCACCCGGGCUGGAGAGCAUUCAGGCGACUCUCAGCCACGGCGGGCGCUUCAUCCAGUACAACAUCUUCGGGAACAUUUUCGAGGUGACGUCCAAAUACAAGCCCCCCAUCAUGCCCAUCGGAAAGGGCGCCUACGGGAUCGUCUGCUCCGCUUUGAAUUCGGAGUCUGGAGAGAAAGUGGCGAUUAAGAAGAUCGCCAACGCUUUUGAUAACAAGAUCGACGCAAAGAGGACGCUCCGUGAGAUAAAGCUUCUUCGGCACAUGGAUCAUGAAAAUGUUGUUGCUAUAAGAGAUAUAAUACCACCUCCUGUGCGAGAAACAUACAACGAUGUCUACAUUGCUUAUGAAUUAAUGGAUACCGAUCUCCAUCAAAUUAUUCGCUCAAAUCAAUCUUUGUCUGAGGAGCACUGUCAGUAUUUCCUUUAUCAGAUCCUUCGUGGAUUAAAAUAUAUACAUUCGGCGAAUGUUCUUCACAGAGACUUAAAACCAAGCAACCUCCUCUUAAAUGCUAACUGCGAUUUAAAGAUUUGUGACUUUGGACUUGCUCGUACUACCUCAGAAACUGAUUUCAUGACAGAGUAUGUUGUAACAAGAUGGUAUCGGGCACCAGAGCUGUUAUUGAAUUCUUCAGAGUAUACUGCAGCAAUUGAUGUGUGGUCUGUUGGCUGCAUUUUUAUGGAACUGAUGAACCGGAAACCUUUAUUUCCAGGAAGGGACCAUGUGCACCAGUUACGUUUACUAAUGGAGCUUAUAGGCACUCCAGAUGAGGCUGAUUUGGAUUUUGUGAAUGAAAAUGCAAGACUAUAUAUUCGCCAACUUCCUCGUCAUGCACGGCAAUCGUUCCCUGGAAGGUUUCCCCAUGUCCACCCUUUAGCUAUUGAUCUUGUUGAAAAGAUGUUAACAUUUGAUCCUAGACAGAGAAUAACUGUUGAAGAUGCGCUUGCACAUCCCUAUUUGGCAUCUUUACAUGACACUAGUGAUGAACCAGACUGCAUGAUGCCCUUCAGCUUUGAUUUUGAGCAGCAUGCUCUCUCAGAAGAACAGAUGAAAGAGCUAAUCUACAGGGAGGCUCUCGCAUUCAACCCGGAGUACCAACAAUAAGAGUUUCCAAUAUCCUAUUUAUUGACCCUUUGAUCAGCGCAAGUCGUGGUUUUUGCGUGCAAAUAUUUGCUACUGAUUCCUCAAUGUAUAUAUGCUUCACCAGAGAGAUUCUUUUUGGAUAGCUAUGUUCUGAAAGGCUGUGGAUAUUUAAGGGCAAUUGUAUGAAUGCUUGUGCCUCUGUAUCAUACUUAUUUUUGAUUAUUUAAAUCUGACUUCUUUUAACUUC